Messenger RNA from Physcomitrium patens, 3036 nucleotides. RefSeq lists its product as uncharacterized. The record is from RefSeq and is a predicted model, not a curated record. Gene Ontology annotation, cellular component: nucleus. Gene Ontology annotation, biological process: positive regulation of DNA-templated transcription. Lineage: Eukaryota; Viridiplantae; Streptophyta; Bryopsida; Funariales; Funariaceae. Gene Ontology annotation, molecular function: DNA-binding transcription factor activity; DNA binding.
UUCUGGAAUGAUUGAGUGCAGACUCUGUAGAAUGCAAUAUCUUCGUGUCGUCGUCGUCGUCGUCGGUGUGGUAUCACUCGUCAUUCCCGAAGCGACCCGAGGAUUGUCCACUUUGUCGAAAAGCACCUUUUCAAGGUCCAGUUUAUGAGUUUGGUGUGGCAACGGGAGAUAUCCGGAACAGUUUUUGACAGCUGGUUUUGUUAGUGCCAAAAAAGUGUGAUAAGCAUAGUUAAGUGGUGUGGGGAUCAGUUUCGCUUUCGUGACUCUUGUUUCUUUCCCUUUUAUUUAUUUCGGUCGCUGCUGCGAGGUUGUCUGUGUCGAAGCUUGUUUCUGUUCUACAGUGAAAUUAGCUCCGAAGAUGCUGUUUCUUUUCUUUGCUGGAGGCCAUAUUUCUGCGGAGGAUAUCUUGUUCUAUUGUUCCUCGACUAGUAAGGCGAAUAAUAAGUCAUAAGAUUUGAACGGGAGUAUUUUAAAGACAGGCUUCUAAUUUGUCAGGUCAGUCAUAACCUUUAGCACCCAUCUUGAACUCUGAAAAUUCGAUGCAUCGAAAAGAGAAGUAGGCCCGCUUGAAGUGUUUUCUCGGAAUCGGGCGGGCGGGGAAAUUCGAGGUGCAAUCAGAUUGUGAGGUAGUUGAUGUAAUCAUCAACUACAGCGAACGCACUCGUUUUAGUCGGGAAAGGGUAUUAAGGUUGGAUAAUUGAGAUUGCUGAAUAUGGAUAGCGUCUCCACAGGGGCAUAUGAUGUCCAGUCGGUGAAUUGGGCAUAUCCGAUGAAGAACCCUACACACUUGCCCCCCAAAAGUCCUCACGGGUACUCCAUGUUUAGUUCAUCAAGCGUCUUCGAGAACAGUGGAGUAUUCAGCCUUCCACAAAGCCAACCAAGCAGAGGCGGUGAGCAUAGGCGUAGUCCUUCUGCAGGGUACAUCCCACAAGGGCAGCCAACUUGGAACUUAGACAGAUUUGGAUCUCCAGAUGGGGUAGUUGUGCUAAAGAAGUGCUCACAUCGCCGAUCAUCGAGUGAUUCUGUGGCUUUUGUGGAUAACUCCUAUCAUUAUAUGAACAACUUAGAGAAUGUUACAGAGGAAGACGAGUUCGUACUACAAGAGCCAUCGCUGCCUGUUUACAGAACAAACAAUCGAAAAGGCUUGAAAGCGAAUAUUGACAGUGGUGAUCAUAUUUUUCCAUACAAGUUACCUGCGAGUCCCUGGUCAUAUCCCGAAAAGAGUGGAAGAGGGGAUCAUAACCUCAUUAGUUACAGGCCGGACAAAGAACACGUCUCUAGAAUUCGCGAUGAUGAGCCUUUUCAAAGACACCAGCCUAGACAUGAAAACCUAGUGGGUUGUAACCAUGUGGGUUCUAAUCUGGCAAAAUCUGGGUCUCCAGAGAAUGGUCGGGGCUUAGGAAAGGCCAGUAAGCAUGUUACUUUAGCUAUUCCUAGCCCUAGUGGUGACAGUCCGUUGGGAUCAAGAAGAAGAGCUCAUAAUUGGAGUACUACUGCAACUUUUGAGAAUCCUUCAACUGCUUCUGAAAGUAACAGUCACAGUGACGACUCUAACGACGAUACUCGUACCAAAAGCUAUGAGAGGCUAAGAAGUGACUUGGAAGUAGGAAGUGAAGAGGGCGGUGAUGCUUCAGUUCAGUUUCAUGACGAUCAUACUAGUUCUGAAAAGGUGGAUCCAAAGCAAGCCAAACGUAUCCUUGUCAACAGACAAUCAGCUCAAAGAUCACGAGUAAGGAAGUUGCAAUACAUCUCUGAGCUCGAAAUGAAAGUCAUUGUAUUAGAGUCAGAAGUCGCCUCGCUUUCGCCUAAGGUGGGCUAUUACGACCAUGAAAGAGCCUUAUUGAAUGCGGAGAAUGUACAGCUCAAGCAGAAGCUUGCAGCACUUACGCAAACUCAACUACUGAAAGAGGCUCGCUCUGAAAGUCUCAAGACGGAGGUCCACAGACUCCGACAGCUUUAUAACCAGCAGCAGCAGCAGCAACCCCAACAUCUCCGCCAACAACGACCUGCGUGUCCAGAAUCCUUGGAACUUCCGCUACAGUUCUUCAGCAAGCUUGACCUUGGUCCUUCGAUUUUCAAGCCCACGUCUCUCAAUGCCAACACAUCUGGAGCGAAGCCCUCGAAGGGUGGAUCUUCCCUUUACUCAUCUCAAGUUAUUUUAUCCCCAUGCGGUAAAACCAUUCGUAGACCUUCCUCAUACACCAUCCCACCCUCCUGCAUGACCCCUGGAGGCAAGGCCUUCGAUGGGGGGAUGAUGGGCAGUCCUGGCGCUUCCUUUAUGGUGCACAAUUCAUAAAAUGAUGACAAUUCAAUCUACCUCCACAAUUGCCAUUUUCCUGCAACAAUCUUUUGAUUCGAUCUGCGUCACAUCUCGAGUACCUGAAGAUGACUUUGGAGAGAAAAUCUGAUGAAGGAUUAUCCGACAAUGGAGAAUCACUCAUCGUCUUCCAACCGCUCACACAGCGACAAUCGUACGGUGUUUUAUAUAUGUUUUUCGUACUUCGUCAAGACUUCUGCUGAGGCCUUCAGUGGACCAGCUAGUCACAAGUGUGAAACCGAUGACUCCAAAGCAGAAAUGGAGCUUGUGUGGACCUCGUUAUGCUCAACAGACCUGCUGCACGGAGAGCCAACUGCAGCAUCUUGGUCAAGCAUUGGUGAUAAGAUAUGCACAAAUCCUUCUCUAGGCUAAUGUAUUUGUAGACUGUGGUGCCAUACACACAGGAAUGCUAGGUUAUUGUGUACAUGUUCUUUGCAUCCACCAAAACACGGCUAUAGUCCAUGGUGAGAGGUUCUUGUGGACAUGGAUAAGAUGAUUUAGAACUGGUAGAAGCGAUCAUCAUGCAAACAUCGCAAUAACGAAAUGCCGAUGAAGUGCUUUGAGUUGAGUUGACAUGUUGUGUUGAUUCAGAAGACCAGGAUGUGAAAACAGAACUUCAAGCAGAUUAUCAUCAAAUGUGAGCUGUUUUGAAGUGAUUCCAAAAGCUCCAUGCGCAUUGCUUCUGAAUGUUAAUUUAUAUUAUUGAAUACUUCUGGAAA